Molecule: messenger RNA, 900 nt
Organism: Pteronotus mesoamericanus
Lineage: Eukaryota; Metazoa; Chordata; Mammalia; Chiroptera; Mormoopidae
Product: cathepsin G-like
Exons: 5
Coding region: 1-900 (299 amino acids)
Biological process (GO): proteolysis
Cellular component (GO): cytoplasm; intracellular membrane-bounded organelle
Molecular function (GO): serine-type endopeptidase activity
Source: RefSeq, a predicted model, not a curated record
AUGAAACCUAUCACACCCAGUGAAGAAUGGGACUGCGAACCCCCUAGUCCCCACCCCACCCUUCCUUCCUCUCUCGGGGGGCUAAAAGUCUGCCACGAGGAAACCCCAGCAGCAACGGCCGGACCUGGCAGCCUUCCCUGGGAGAUGCAGCUCCUCCUCGUCCUGGUGGCCCUUCUCCUGCCCCCUGCGGCCAGAGCAGCGGAGAUCAUCGGGGGCCGAGAGGCCAUACCCCACUCCCACCCCUACAUGGCAUAUCUUCUCGUUGAAACACCACCACGUCAGAGCUUUUGUGGGGGGUUCCUGGUGCAAGACGACUUUGUGAUGACGGCAGCUCACUGCUGGGGAAGCACUAUAAGAGUCACCCUGGGGGCCCACAACAUCAGGGAUUUUGAAAGCACCCAGCAGCGCCUGUCUGUGCUCAGAGCCAUCCGCCACCCUGGGUAUAAUGAGCAGAACAACCUGAAUGACAUCAUGUUACUGCAGCUGCAAAAUAGAGCCAGACAGAAUCGAUUCGUGAGGCCAGUGGCUCUGCCUCAGUCUCGGACCAGGCUGAGACCUGGGUCCCAGUGCACUGUGGCUGGCUGGGGCCUGAUCAGCGAGAACUGGCGAACAGACACACUCCAUGAUGUGCAGCUGAGGGUGCAGAGGGGUCAGGUGUGCAGCAAUCUCUUUGAUGACUACAACGACCAAAGGCAGAUUUGUGUGGGGAACCAGACCGAUGAGAAGACCACAUUCCGGGGAGACACCGGUGGCCCCCUUGUGUGUAACAAUGUGGCUCAGGGCAUUGUUUCCUAUGGAAGAAGCACUGGGGCUCCUCCAACAGUCUUCACCAGAAUUGCUCGCUUUCUGCCCUGGAUAAAUAAUACACUGAGACAAUUUGAACCUAUGGGAUCACACUGA